CGCGUCUCUAACCAGACUGCUUCCCUGCACGCUCCUCUCUCCCCCCUCACCCUCACCGAAGAUGGCGGUCCGGGUCGGAGAAGGGACGGAAAUAGCGAAGGCUGCCCUCGGUCAAGAUGGCGCGGGCGGCGUCAGCGUGCGGGGAGCUCGCGGCGAACCCGGCCGGCGGGCGCCCGAGCGGCUUCGCGCGCGCCUCGGAGACUCCCGGGCGGCGCGGAGCAUUGUGGGGUGGCGGCGGCGGCGGCGGCGGGGACGGGUCAGGUCGCGUCGCGUUUGGAGGGCCGCGACCAUGGCUUCCUGGGCCGCCCUUUCGCCCAGCAUCGUGGAGUAUUUCGAGGGCGAGGACUCCUACCGCUGCGGCUAUUGCAAGAACGAGUCGGGCAGUCGCUCCAAUGGCAUGUGGGCGCAUUCAAUGACAGUACAGGAUUAUCAGGAUCUUAUAGAUCGAGGAUGGCGAAGAAGCGGGAAAUAUGUGUACAAGCCUGUCAUGAAUCAAACAUGUUGUCCUCAAUACACAAUAAGGUGCCGACCUUUACAGUUUCAGCCAUCAAAAUCUCACAAGAAGGUUUUGAAAAAAAUGUUGAAAUUUCUGGCUAAAGGGGAAAUUUCCAAAGGAAAUUGUGAGGAUGAGCCCAUGGAGCCCACCAUGGAGGACACCGUUGCAGGUGACUUUGGGUUGAUAAAUAAAUUGGAUAUACGGUGUGACCUUAAAACACUCAGUGAUGACGUCAAAGAGAGCUUUGAGAGUGAAGAGAAGAAGAAAGGAAGAAGCCCCAAAAAAGAAGAAUCUAAGGAAUUAAUUCAGUCACAACAUAUAGAGGAGAAGUUGGGCUCUGGUGAACCAUCCCAUCCAGUUAAAGUGCACACAGCUCCUAAGCCAGGUAGGGGGGCAGAUUUGAGUAAGCCUCCAUGUCGGAAAGCAAAGGAAAUCCGGAAAGAAAGGAAAAGGUUAAAACUCAUGCAUCAAAACCCAGCUGGAGAACUAGCAGGUUUCCAAGCUCAAGGUGAACCGCCAUCUUUGUUCCAACCAAAGGCUAAUAAAUCCAACCAGCCCAAAUCACUUGAAGAUUUAAUUUUUGAAUCUUUACCAGAGAAUGCAUCACACAAGUUAGAGGUGAGGUUAGUCCCUGUCUCCUUUGAGGACCCAGAGUUCAAGUCGUCCUUCAGCCAGUCAUUUUCUUUAUAUGUCAAGUAUCAAAUGGCCAUACACCAGGAUCCACCCGAUGAAUGUGGGAAGACUGAGUUCACAAGGUUCCUUUGCAGCUCACCUCUGGAGGCAGAGAAUCCCCCUCAUGGACCAGAUUGCGGUUAUGGUUCCUUUCACCAACAGUAUUGGCUUGAUGGAAGAAUCAUUGCUGUGGGGGUGAUUGACAUUCUUCCAUACUGUGUAUCGUCUGUAUAUUUGUACUACGAUCCUGAUUAUUCAUUCCUGUCUUUGGGUGUCUACUCUGCACUACGAGAAAUUGGUUUUACUAGGCAACUUCAUCAGAAAACAUCUCAACUCAGCUAUUAUUAUAUGGGUUUCUACAUUCAUUCAUGUCCCAAGAUGAAAUAUAAGGGUCAGUAUAGACCUUCUGAUUUGUUGUGUCCUGAGACGUAUGUUUGGGUGCCCAUUGAGCAGUGCCUGUCUUCACUUGAGAACUCAAAGUACUGCCGUUUCAACCAGGACCCAGAAGCAGUGGACGAAGGUCGCAGUAAGGAGCCCGACCGUUUGCAGGUGUUCCACAGGAAAGCCAUAAUGCCCUACGGCAUCUAUAAGAAGCAGCAGAAGGACCCAAGCGAGGAGGCGGCCGUGCUGCAGUAUGCGGGCCUGGUGGGGCAGGUGUGCUCCGAGCGAAUGCUGCUUCUGCGGAACUGACCGGUACCCAUGCUGCACCCAGGGAGACCCCUGGCCUACCCCCAGUGUAGACGAUUUUUAUUUAGACUCUUCUAUGGCUUUUCUAAAAUAUUUGUGGCAAUAUAUUUGUGAGACUCUCCUGGUUAAUAUAAAGAUUUUAAAUAUGUUGUGCCCUAACCUCCGAGUGGGGCUUUAUCAUUUUGGAAGUUUGCUUUAUGAACAAGAUACGGUAUAAAUGUCUCGUGUUACUCUUUUGGAAAGCAAAAUUAAUAAGUGGAUCUUAAGUCAUUUAAAUCACCGUUGUGCUUGUUUUGUGAAAGAAAUUACAGCAGGCUUUCCUCAGAUCCAUUUAUGACAUUAGUUUCUGCUAUGAGACUGUAAAGAUGGGGAAGAAGGUGGAGAGUCGGUUUUAUCUCUUCAAAAACAUCCUCUCAGGAGAACGAAACUGUUUUUACUCAGUUCAGUCUUACUGCCGAAUGUUAUAUAGUUAAUGGAAAACUCAGAAAAAGAAAAUACAAACCUGAAAGAAAGGACGACGUGUGAACAUCACAUGUUCACUUACCCAGGACAGUCCCUAUCGUGUCUGUUGUCUUGACAUGCUUGUUUUAUUCUAGAAUAAUUAUUACUCUCAUAUAAUUUUGCUCUCAAAAGUAUCCCAGUUUGGACAACAAGAUAUAUGAUUAUCCUAGUUGUAUAUAUUAUCUGCUCUAUUUUUAAAAAUCUAAGAAAUGGAGGUUUUUGUAGGUCUUUGUUUUUUUUGUUUUUAAUGUUGGCUCCUGCCUUGACCUAAGACCCAUCAGAAGUGACUUUACACUAAUUUUUUCAUUCCUUAGAACUCAGGACACUUGCCCUUGGUUAUUGAUUAAAAAUUAGUUAAUAUCUGACCACGUUAUAGCUGGGCUACAAAUCACGUUUAAUGAAGCGUAGGAAUCACUUUGACCUCUAUUCUAGGGCAAGAGGUGGAGCAAUCCAUGUCUUGCCCUUUGAUUUGGGAAUCAGCACAUGCUAGCUCCUUCUCCUCACCUUCUUCUGGCCCGUCACCCAGUCAGCAAAUGUCCCUUGUCCACCACCAUCAGGCUGGCAGGCACUGUGCUGGGGGAAGGAGGAGACUCAGGCGGAUCAGGUCACAGUUAGGACCGAGUUGUGUUGGAGUCGAUCAAGGACAGGGGAGGGUUAGUUUCCUCUGCUCUUUCUCAGCCGACCCCAUCUGCUGCCGGCUGCUUGGCCACUGGGUUCAUUCCAUUCCCCAUUGUGCUUAUUUCCUAUUGAUCCUUUUUUAAAACCAUAUUAUAAAACGUGGUACUUUGAAACCCACUACUGAUGUUAAACUUUUGUCUCCUAAAUGCACUGCAUUUAGAUGAGACAUUAGAAAAUAAUUUCAGUUAGCUAAAAGAAGGAUUAUGAAACAUUGAUUUUAAAAUUCAACAUCCAGGGCAGCCCCGGUGGCGCAGCGGUUUAGCGCCUCCUGCAGCCCGGGGUGUGAUCCUGGAGACCUGGAAUCGAGUCCCAUAUCGGGCUUCCUGCAUGGAGCCCGCUUCUCCCUCUGCCUGUGUCUCUGCCUCUCUCCUCGCUCUCUCUGAAUGAAUGAAUAAAUAAAUCUUUAAAAAAAAUAAAAUAAAAAUAAAAAUAAAAUUCAACAUCCAAAUAAACUGUGUAUUUAUUCAUUUUUGAGAGGGUGUGUGUGUGUGUCUGUGUAACACCUGCUGUGUACAGACACAUUGCCAACUGAGGAUAGAGUAUCAGGGAAAGCCAUUUUCUCUGACCACGUAGAUUUUUCAUUCUUCGGGAUUUUGUUCUACAAAAUAGUCUCCCAAGAGUAUUUGAUGGGCUCUUGUUUGGAAUUGCCUUCAGAAUCUACAGAACUUUUUUUCUUUUGCCCUCAUAAGUUGAAGAUAGCUUAAUGUUUUUAGGAUUACAAAAUGAUACUCACUGUAAGCAAUUAAAACAUUAGUAAAACCACAAAUAAGAAAGUAAAAUAUAAUCUGAAGUUCAACCAUACCAGAGAAAAAAUUGUUAUAUGUCUACACACAUAUAAUUUUCUUAUAAAUAGAAUUAUGUUCUAUACACCAUUUUGUGGGCAUACCUGAAUUGUGGAAGAAAUUUCCAGGUGGGACUUGAGAAGUGUUACAAGUAAUCUGAGUACGUGGAAAGUCAGCGCGGUGGGGUGGGAUCUUGGUACCCUUGGCUUUGGAACAUUCACGUUGAUGCCACCUCAUCACGCCCACCCACUUUCAUCCCCAUGAUUGGCAGGACAGCAGCACUAGAGAUCACAACUCUUGAGUAUGCCUUGAAGAGAAAACUUGACUCUUACAUCAUACCACAACUCUGGUUUCGUCCUGCAGAAUUCAGUUAGGGUUCCUUCAGAGUUCAGAGGAAAGUGAUCCAUCACUCCUGUCUGAGAACCGGGAUGCUGCGCCUGAGGGCGGCAGUGGUCAAGGUUGGCUGCAGUGAGCCACCAGAGAGAGCUGGGCGCAAAAACUCUUCUGCUCCGUUACUGUAUUCAUGUGCUCUUCUUUUGGAAAUAGACUGUGUAUUGAUCCUAAUGAGUUAAUUAUUUGUUCUUUUGAGCCCUGGCUGAGUGAGGGUUAAUCGCGUGCUAGGAAAGGACAACAAGGCAAGUGACCCUGCUUUGUCAGUCGACAUGCAGUCUAGCUGAGAAAUCUGCUUUUAUGUUAAUGGCUUUCAUCCAAAGAAAGACACUCGAGAACCUUUCAAAGACAGUUUCUAUCUUUUCAAGGCUAGAAGCUGUGUGUUUACUGUCUUAGAGUUGUCGUUCCUUUCUGGAUGCAGGUAAAUUCACACCUGCUUCCUUGUCUUGGGAGCAGAAAUGUAAUCAAGGUUUCCCAGCUGCCAUCUUUAUUUAAAUUCUCCCAGUUCUAUGAGAUUUUUGUUAUUUUUUUAAAAUGUAAUCAGCACUUUUUUAAUAUUCUAUAAAAGAGGCUGUUACCAAAUGAAUAUAUUAUUCAUUUGAUUAAAAUUAUUUAGAUAAGAAAUUAUUACUGUUUAUCUUUGCUUUCAGACAAUGUAUCCUAUUUUUUAUCCAUUUUUCAAAAUAUCACUUGUGUGCUGUUUCUUAACAUAUCGGACUCUAUUAUGUAAAUGAACCUUUUCAGAUUUCUGAGCAGUAUAUGGUUUGAUUUUAUAGGCUUUAUACUAUUUCAGUGUGAAUAAGAAUGAGAAAGAAUAUGAUCAGUUACCUAGAAUGUGUUGGUGGUUGCUAACUUUAAAGAAAAGGAAAUGAAAUGGAAACAUAAUGUUUGAAUUAGAAUUUAUUCAAAUAUGUAUUCUUUUCCAAAAGAAAACCAGUGACUGUAAAGCAAAACAAGUUUGAUUGCAUGUGAUUUUUUUUUUUGCUCUUGUGUAUGCAUUUUGAACAGUCCAUUUGAUAAAGCUUGAAUGGAAAAAAAUAAAGCUGUUUCUAUCUCCA
Molecule: messenger RNA, 5264 nt
Organism: Nyctereutes procyonoides (raccoon dog)
Lineage: Eukaryota; Metazoa; Chordata; Mammalia; Carnivora; Canidae
Gene: ATE1
Product: arginyltransferase 1
Exons: 12
Coding region: 62-1858 (598 amino acids)
Biological process (GO): protein arginylation
Cellular component (GO): cytoplasm
Molecular function (GO): arginyl-tRNA--protein transferase activity
Source: RefSeq, a predicted model, not a curated record